UCUCCCAAACUUUGACCGCACACAUCGAGUCACGCGUGGUGCCAGGCACGACACAACGUAAACCUGACGUACCAGGUACGGCAUAACGUGAAACUGACGUAAUGUUUGUCUGAUGGUGCUUUAUAAGGCGUCAUUGCAGAGACUGGUGCACAAACUAGUGUUGCAACCUGCUACAGAGACAUCCAGUAUCUUCAGGCGAUUCCCGAGUGUACGAAAGCAGACCUGUGCGAGCGACAUGAGUAAAGAACAGCGCACCCUGCAGUAUGUUCUACAGAACGCGUCACGAGGGGACCCCGACAGCGUCCUGGCUACAAUGGACACAUACGCCAGGGAGCAAGAAUGGGCCAUGAACGUAGGGGACUCCAAAGGAGCGUUUCUGGACCAGUUUGUUCAGGAGACGGCCCCUCAGAGCAUGCUGGAGCUGGGCACCUACAUGGGGUACUCCGCCGUCAGGACAGCCAGGCUGCUGCAGCCAGGAGCCAAGUUCAUCACCCUGGAGGUCAACCAACAGAACGCCGCAGUGGCUAAAGAGAUCAUCUCAUUCGCAGGGCUUCAAGAUAAGGUUAUCCAGGUGAUAUCUGACAGUUCUGAAGCCAUCCCCCAACUCAAGACGAAGUUCAACGUAGAGACGUUUGACAUGGUGUUUAUAGACCACUUCAAGGACUUCUAUGUCAGGGAUAUCAAACUGCUUGAAGAGAACAAUCUACUACGCAAAGGUACUGUAGUAGUAGCUGACAACAUCAUCAAACCCGGGGCUCCAGAAUACGCAGACUACGUGCGGACCUGCGGCAAGUACGACUCCACCUUCCACGAGGGCAAACUGUACAGCGGAAAACCUGACGGCCUGGAGAAGUCUGUGUACCGAGGCUAGGGAUAGAACAGUCGCUGUUACCUUUCCAUUACAUGUAUUCGAACUCGGAUCUUAACGAGGCCGCAAACAGUUUUGAUAUUCCCUUCUUUCAGUCAAUUUCAGACUGUCAAUUAAGUGUAUAGUAGAAUGUUUUGGAAAAUUUGCAAAAUUUGGAAAUCUCACGUCAGAAAAGAAACAAAAACUAGUCUAUUUAAAUCAUGUAUCAUCUCAAUUCUACUUUAUGACUGUGAGUCUUUGACAAUGAACUCUUCACAGACCAGGAAACUGGAUGGUUCCUUCACCAGGAUGUUACGUGCUGUAUACAACAAACCUUGGUGGGAAUACACACAAAGAACUGGACGGGACUCUGCCAUUUAUUUCAAGUGAAGUUAGGCGACGCCGAAUAAGCCUUGCUGGACAUGCUGUUCGACAUGGCGAACCAGCCGGUAAUCUGCUUUUUUGGUCACCAGAAGCAAGUAGGAGAAGAUAACGUCCAUACCUCACGCUAAAGGACCUUAUUGAAGCAGAGACUGGUCUAUAUGAUAAGGAACUCAUUUAACUGAUGAAAAAUAGAAUACAAUGGAAGCAAAACUAUGUGAAUGCUUCAACUUGUUAAAAUCAAGUAUGGAUAUAUAUGUAUGUAUGUAUAGUAGAAUGUAACAACACAAUAUUUGUCAACAGUUAUUAAAGUCGAAUCUUGUUUAAGACAAAAUCCACAGCGAGCAGUACAAAAGCCAA
Messenger RNA from Branchiostoma floridae (Florida lancelet), 1588 nucleotides. RefSeq names its product catechol O-methyltransferase-like. The record is from RefSeq and is a predicted model, not a curated record. The transcript has 5 exons. NCBI's taxonomy places the organism in Eukaryota, Metazoa, Chordata, Leptocardii, Amphioxiformes, Branchiostomatidae. Gene Ontology annotation, molecular function: catechol O-methyltransferase activity. Gene Ontology annotation, biological process: developmental process; catecholamine catabolic process; dopamine metabolic process. The coding region runs from base 113 to 871 and encodes 252 amino acids.